This is a messenger RNA of Osmia bicornis bicornis, 474 nucleotides long. RefSeq lists its product as uncharacterized. The transcript has a single exon. The record is from RefSeq and is a predicted model, not a curated record. Lineage: Eukaryota; Metazoa; Arthropoda; Insecta; Hymenoptera; Megachilidae. Bases 1 to 474 code for a protein of 157 amino acids. Gene Ontology annotation, molecular function: nucleic acid binding.
AUGGGUCAACUACCUCUCUGUCGAGUCACACCAUCACGACCAUUCGCUCACACCGGUGUCGAUUAUGCAGGACCAAUCACAAUGAAAAAUUCAAAGGGAAGAGGCUCAAAACCAAUCAAAGGAUGGAUCUGCGUGUUCGUAUGUUUCUCCUCAUCAGCUGUUCACCUCGAGGUUGUCAGCGAUUACUCAACCGAGGGAUUUCUGGCAGCCUACAGAAGAUUCUCAUCACGAAGAGGGAUCGCUCACAAGUUGUACUCUGACUGUGGUACAAAUUUCAUUGGAGCACAGGCAGAGCUCAAACGCCUGUUCACGUCAAGUUCAACGGAGCACCGACAGAUCGCAUCGAUUCUGUCAGCUGACAGCACUCAAUGGAUGUUCAACCCACCAGCUGCUCCUCACAUGGGAGGAAAAUGGGAAGCUGUGGUGAAAUCAAUCAAGUACCAUCUCAGGAGAACAAUUGGUGAGCUCUACUAA